AUGCCUGUCGAACCAAGAACGACGACCUCACACUCAAUACCGCGAACAAGUGGAGAGAAGUUUAGCGAUGCAGAACUAGAGAAGACCUCUCCAGCCCAAGAUGCUGCCGCAGAAGAGUAUCCCACUGGUGCGAGCCUCGCCGCCAUCACAAUCGGCCUGUUCCUCGCGGUUUUGUGCUUUGGACUUGAUCGCUCAAUUUUGGGGACCGCGAUUCCGGUAAUCACUUCCGAGUUUGAGUCUUUACCGGAUGUAGCGUGGUACGGCUCCGCGUACCUCUUCACCAUGUGUUCAUUCCAGCUCUUUUUCGGCAAAUUGUACGCCGAGUUCAACGCCAAAUGGGUCUUCCUUGCUGCUCUUUUCAUUUUUGAGGUGGGGUCCAUUGUCUGCGCCGUGGCUCCGAGCUCCGUGGUUCUCAUUGUCGGCCGAGCCAUCUCCGGAGUCGGUGCAGCUGGACUUAUGUCCGGCGCCCUUAUUGCGUCUCCCGGUUUCUACGGAACUGUGUUGGCUAAGCCAGUCGCGACUCAGAUCUUGGCUAGAAGUGUGCCUCUUCACCGACGCCCGCAGUUCACCGCGGCAGUUGGCGCGGCGGGCGGAAUUUCGCAGUGCAUAGCGCCCACUCUUGGCGGCGUCUUUGUUGAUAAGGCGACUUGGAGAUGGUGCUUCUGGAUCAAUCUUCCUCUUGGCGGUGUCACCUUCCUGGUGGUACUCUUCCUCCUGAAGCUGCCGACGCCGCUGAAGAAGCAGACACAAAGCGUGCGGGGGUUUAUUUCAAACUUUGACUUGGUAGGGACAAUACUCCUCAUACCUUGGAUCAUCUGUCUCCUCCUCGCCUUGCAGUGGGGUGGAACCGAAUAUGCAUGGAGCAAUUGGCGCAUAAUCCUGUGCUGGUGCCUCUUUGCGGUCUGCUUCCUCUUGUGGGCACUGGUCCAGUUCCGCGAGGGUGACAAAGCCACCGUCCCAUUCCGCAUCCUCUUUCAGAGGUCAAUGGCCUGUGCUUGCUGGCUUAUGCUUCUUCUGUUCUCACUUCUCUUUAUCGAAGUGUACUACAUUCCCAUUUGGUUGCAAGCAGUCAAGAACCACACCGCCUAUCAGAGUGGCAUCGACUUGUUGGCAUCUCUCGGUGGCACCGUGUUUUUGGCUGUCGCUCAAAACGUCUUCCAUUCGAGACUAAUCUCCGAGUUGAGCCGGAACGUCCCCAAUGUAAACCCGGUAGUCGUCAUUGACGCGGGCGGUUCCGGACUAGUGGAGUCGAUGCGGAGCAUCUACCCGGAUUCGGUCGACGGCAUCAUCGGAGCUUACAACAAGGCUCUCCAGAACGUGUUUCUAAUUGCCACCGUCCUCGGAUGUUUGACAGUUUUUGGGUGUGUCUUCAUCGAGUGGAAGAGCGUUAAAAAGGACAAGACGAAAGACGGCCAGACUCCGGGUGAGAUGAAAAGAGACGGAGACGCAAAAAAGUAG
This is a messenger RNA of Colletotrichum fioriniae, 1458 nucleotides long. The record is from RefSeq and is a predicted model, not a curated record. NCBI's taxonomy places the organism in Eukaryota, Fungi, Ascomycota, Sordariomycetes, Glomerellales, Glomerellaceae.